AUGUCAUUUAAAGAGGAGAGAAAGGUUUGUUCUAAACAUUAAUUGGAGAUAACAACAAUUGAUUUAAAGUAAUCAACUGCUAAAGAAGAUAAAUAUCUAUGUAUAAAAUGUCUAAUAGAAAAAAUUGAUAUCUAAAAUAUUGCUUUAAUGGAUGAGACUUAAAUUAUGAUUAAGGAAAUGAAAAGUGAAUAAUAAACAUUAAAGAUUAAGGAAAAUUAAAUAAGAAUAGAAAACUUGAAAUAAAUUGAAUGUCUGAUAAAAUAAUUUAAAGUUUAAAUUGAAGAUGUAAUUGAUAAAAUAUUAAUUAACAUUCAUUCAAGAGUAUAGACAAUUGAAUAGGAUUUAGAAGAAUAUGAUUCAAAGUCUAAAAUAUAUAAAUUUGAAGAUAAAGUUGAAAUUCUAUCAAAACAUUCUAGUUUUAUCUUAGAAUUCUCCAUAUGA
Molecule: messenger RNA, 441 nt
Organism: Paramecium pentaurelia
Lineage: Eukaryota; Ciliophora; Oligohymenophorea; Peniculida; Parameciidae
Source: the annotation of a GenBank genome assembly